Myripristis murdjan (pinecone soldierfish) is the source of this 2372-nucleotide messenger RNA. It is a transcript of the gene irx6a, whose product is annotated as iroquois homeobox 6a. Gene Ontology annotation, molecular function: DNA-binding transcription factor activity, RNA polymerase II-specific; RNA polymerase II cis-regulatory region sequence-specific DNA binding. Gene Ontology annotation, cellular component: nucleus. The record is from RefSeq and is a predicted model, not a curated record. The transcript is spliced from 7 exons. Gene Ontology annotation, biological process: cell development; neuron differentiation; regulation of transcription by RNA polymerase II. NCBI's taxonomy places the organism in Eukaryota, Metazoa, Chordata, Actinopteri, Holocentriformes, Holocentridae. Bases 274 to 1800 code for a protein of 508 amino acids.
AUCUUGCAAGACUUACGUUAUCCUUUAAGCCUCCUUCAGCUAACACAACAACAUUUUUUGCACUUAAUGACGCUUAAUUUCAUUUCUUAUCAGGUCCUUUGGGGGGAUUAUUCAUUCAUAUAAAACAAUCUGCAGCUGGUGCCUGCCUAAAGUCUCCCUCCUAUGAGUGCAGUCAUCUAUUAUUGAGCGAAAGGCCGUGCGUGGAAAUGUGUGUAAGACGGUGGAUUUGAAGUAGAAUUGGUUGCAAUCGAUCAAGGGUGAAGAAUAUUGCUGAUGGUUACAAAAGAAGCAGCAAUGUCUUUCUCGCAGUUUGGAUACCCCUACAAUGCAACUUCACAGUUUUUCGUGUCGGCAAACCCCAGUACGACUUGCUGCGAUUCGAUUUCCAGGUCGGUCUCUGACGGGACAGGCGGCUCCCAGACCGCCGCUGCUGCCGCCGCCGCCGCCUCUUUCUGCUGCCCGUCCUACGAGAACCGGCUCCUGGCGAGCAGCCGGACGGAGCUGAACGCGGCGCUGGGGAUGUACAGCUCUCCCUACGCUGCAGCGGCCGCCGCCAGCCAGAACUACGCCAACUACUUCCCCUACAGCACCGACCCAUCCGCUAUCUAUUCCACUCUGAAUCCGCAAUAUGACAUUAAGGACAGUACGGGCACUUUGCACUCUGGCAUCACUCAAACUGCUGCAUACUACCCAUAUGACCAUUCACUGGGCCAGUAUCAAUAUGACAGAUAUGGGUCUGUAGACUUUAAUGGCACAGCCAGACGAAAGAAUGCAACCCGGGAAACCACCAGCACCUUGAAAACAUGGUUGUAUGAGCACCGCAAGAACCCCUACCCCACCAAGGGUGAGAAGAUCAUGCUGGCCAUCAUCACCAAGAUGACCCUCACUCAAGUGUCCACCUGGUUCGCCAAUGCCAGGAGGAGGCUAAAGAAGGAGAACAAGAUGACCUGGUCACCAAAGAAUAAGGCCAACGAUGACAGGAAGGAUGAUAUUGACAAAAGUGACCAAGACUGCGUCACCAAAGAUUCCAGUGACUGCAAAGAUGAGAAGGACUUGCGUCUGAGUGACCUGGAGGACAUGGAGGAAGACUGCGAUAAGCUGGACAGUGACUGUGAGAAAGUGACUCCAGAUGAGCAGGACCUCGAGCGGGCCAUGGCGCUAUCUGGGGGCCCUCAAAAGAGAGACUGCAGCUCUGAGCUGCACCUGAGCCUGGCUAACAGCUUCCAUCCUUUCCCCUGCACCAUCAAGAGCGGGGUCACGCUCCCUCCUCUUCCCUCUGACUUCCUGGAUCCUGCGGUGUCUAAGUCCCCCUCCACAACAGUCCCCACAGGAACUGUGUCCCUGUCCCACUUCGAAGCAUCAGACAAGCCACGGAUCUGGUCUCUGGCUCGUACAGCGGCCUCAGGGGUUAUCCUGAGCCCACAGCAUGGCUCAGAGCUGAGGACAGGCAACUCGGCCGGGGACUGCCAGCUCCAGAGCACCAGGCUCCCUGGGGCUUCUGUUGGACAGUGUGGGGGUAUAAGGGGCCUCCAUGAAUCUAGCAGUGUCACCAAUGCUGAGAACCCCUUCCAGGAGGGCCCACCUUUGCACUCAAAAGUCUACGGCACAGGCAGUUACAGCCAUAAGGGCCUCCAGCUGCACUGUUCCUCAUACUCAGCACUCCAAGACACAUGUCAGUACUCCACUAUCGAAGGGUUCUCUGGAGGCAAGGCAGAGACAGAGUCGUCUGACCUCAGCGAAGCCUGCGGGACCAUACAGGAUGACAAGGUCACUGCAUUCAGACCGGUGAUGAAGAGGUGAAGCAGAUCGCUGGCAGCUGUAUUUAAUAUUUGGACAUUUAUUAUGCACUAAAGGACACACUGGUCGAGAAGCGGCCUGAAUAUGACACAUGGGAACUACCUGGCGCUGCUGAAGUGAGAACUGACAACUCAAACUGUGGACGUGGCUAUAAUUUUGCACAAUGUUGUUUUUAUGGUGUUGAUGACUUUAUGCAAGAAUUUUAGAUGCAAAGGUAUGAGAAUGGCCGAUUGAAACUGGCCGAAAUUGUGUAUGGGCAAUCGUGUAGUGUAGCGAACGUGUUUAUUUAUCUACGUAUUUGUUAUCUGGUCUGUUUAAUUUAUUUAUUUAUUUUAUUUAAGUGUUUAAUUAUUUCAUUUAGUAUCUCCUUUAAAUGUUUUGUUACAUGUUGCGUUUCACUGUGGCUGCGUGGCCCGAUUUAAAAAGACAAAUGCUUGUUGUCGGACAUAAAGUUGACACAUAAAAAGACUGGAUCUGCUACGUUGCGUGUGGCCCUGGAGAAUUUGUCAUUGUGUUUAAAUGUGAGCUUAUUCUGUGUUUGCCAUUCAUGAAAUAUUUUAUAAGAAUGCUGUUUU